Messenger RNA from Darwinula stevensoni, 604 nucleotides. NCBI's taxonomy places the organism in Eukaryota, Metazoa, Arthropoda, Ostracoda, Podocopida, Darwinulidae. The record is from the annotation of a GenBank genome assembly.
GCCCUUCACAAGAGGAGGGUUUCGUUACCCUCACGUGUUGCACCGGCUUCACCUACUUCCUUCUUCCCUGGCUACUUUCCAUCGCAUAUCCUCUUACUUGAUUCGUUCCUGCUGGAGUUUCGAUGGCACUAGGGCCCAGGGAGUCCGGGGAAUGGAUCGCAAAGCAAGCGGAGCAUGUGAAGAUCAACCCCGAGGCCGUCCGUCGCCUUGCCACGCGCCUGGCUGCCGACUACAAAGACGGGAAAUUCACCGAUAACUACGACCAAUGGGAGCCACACCCGAAGACCCGAGACAAGUCCACAUUAGAGUGGAUCUUCUGGGUUUCCACGUUGAAUUUCUCCUUCUGGACGGAGCCAGGGGAAGCCAAGUACUUGGUUACUCACAAAGGCCAGAAGUGGUCGGGGUAUUUCUCCCUCUGUGCCGCUCUGAACCGGGCACUGGACCAGGGAAUCCCCCUGCUGGAUCCCGCCUUUUAUUCCACCCUCACUCUCCAGCAGGUUAAGGACAUCUUCAAGUCGGACUCUGGAAUGGAAAUUCCCCUCGUCGAAGAACGACAUCAAGUCAUCACCGAAGCAGGUCUCUGUUCCUUCUCUUUCUAGGAACU